GUUAAAGAAGCAUUGGAGACAGAAACAGCACCAAACAGUACGAAUCAUUACCAAGCAUCCAGCUCACUCUUUACAGAGUUUGUAUCACACGCAGUGAUGAACGAAUAUUUGCUUACUUUGGAACGCUUAUAUCCUCAUAUUGUCCAAGUGGAAUCCAUAGGCAGAACUUUCGAAGGCAGAGAUCUACUCUUAAUAAAAAUAGGAGCCAAUCCCAACAAUCCCACCAUACUGAUAGACGCGGGCAUCCACGCCAGAGAAUGGAUAGCGCCACCAGUGGCAUUAUACAUCAUUAACCAGCUAGUGGAGAACCCGGCCAACUACCGACUCUACCAGAACGUUAAUUGGAAUAUAAUUCCUAGCCUAAAUCCGGACGGAUACGAAUUCUCCCGGUCCUCCACAUGGAACAGGCUAUGGAGAAAAACACGUCAACCUAACCAAUCGAGCUCCUGCAUCGGAACUGACCCAAACCGUAACUUUGAAUACUACUGGAUGUUUGCUGGGGCCAGUGCUGACCCCUGUGACGAGACGUAUGCUGGUCCACAACCAUUUUCCGAGCCAGAAACAGCAGCACUCGCAACAUACGCGCUCAGAAACAGGCAUCAGAUCAAAUUGUACAUCAGCUUUCAUAGUUAUGGAAAUAUGAUACUAUAUCCAUGGGGAUACACUAACGAUCUGCCAGAUAACGCUGACGAACUCCAGUGGCUUGGUGAAUUAGCAGGCUUGGCAAUUGGUAGAGUUAGUACCCUCAAUUCUCGUUACGUAGUUGGUAGUUCCACAAACGUUCUCUAUGCAGCAGCUGGUGGAAGCGACGAUUGGGUCAAAGGAGUAACGGGUGUUGGUUUGGCUUACACCAUCGAACUUCCAGCUGGUGGUCUUUUUGGAUUCAAUCCACCAGCAACUAGCAUUCUGCCCAUUGUGCAAGAGACGUUUGAAGGCAUUACAAUAUUCCAUGCAUAUGUAGAAGCAGCAUAUAGCAAAAAUUAAAACACAAUUGUUUUUUUUCUCAAUCUAAAUAAAUAUUUUA
Messenger RNA from Sitophilus oryzae (rice weevil), 1024 nucleotides. Its product is annotated as carboxypeptidase B-like. The record is from RefSeq and is a predicted model, not a curated record. The coding region runs from base 97 to 984 and encodes 295 amino acids. Gene Ontology annotation, biological process: proteolysis. The transcript has 7 exons. Gene Ontology annotation, molecular function: zinc ion binding; metallocarboxypeptidase activity. NCBI's taxonomy places the organism in Eukaryota, Metazoa, Arthropoda, Insecta, Coleoptera, Curculionidae.